CAAGUUUUUGACAGUUUGUUCGCGGCCGAGGGGGAGCCGAGGCUGCCGCGGCGCUGCGCUGGGGCCGGGGCGCUCCGCAGGACCGAGCUCUGCCCGCCGGCACCAUGUCCCGGGACCCCGAGGAGGUGAACAAGCUGACGGAGAACACGUACAAAAAUGUUAUGGAACAGUUCAAUCCAGGACUGAGGAAUUUAAUAAAUCUGGGGAAGAAUUAUGAAAAAGCUGUUAAUGUUAUGAUAGUGGCUGGAAGAGCGUAUUAUGACAGCCUUGCAAAGAUCGGGGAUAUAUCAGCUGGUUCUCCAGUUUCUAAAGAAUUGGGCCAAGUUCUGGUAGAAAUCUCAAGAACACACAAGAAACUUAAUGACAGUCUAGAGGAGAGUUUCAAAAAAUUUCAUAAAGAAAUUAUAUCUGAACUGGAGAAGAAAACAGACCUGGAUGUGAAAUACAUGACUGCAACUCUAAAGAGGUACCAAACCGAACACAGGAGCAAACUGGAUUCUUUAGAGAAGUCUCAGGCUGAGCUGAAAAAAAUCAGAAGGAAAAGCCAAGGAGCACGAAAUGUAACAAAAUAUGAGCAUAAAGAAAUGGAGUAUUUGGAAACGGUGAGCUCUCGCCAGAGCGAUAUCCAGCGGUUCAUUGCAGAAGGCUGCAGAGAAGCUCUCCUUGAAGAGAAAAGAAGGUUCUGUUUCCUGGUUGACAAGCACUGCAGCUUCACCCAGCACAUGCACUUCUACCAUGUCCAGUGUGCAGACUUCCUAAAAUCCAAGCUGCCUGGGUGGCAGGAAACCUGCAGUGAUGCCACCAAAGUGCCUGAAAAAGUCAGAAUGAUGAUAGAUGAAAUAAGGACACCUGGAUCCACUCCAGUCUCGGGAACGCCGCAGCCUUCACCUAUGGUAGAGAGAAAUACCAUGAUUGGAAAUGAUUUUUAUCCUCAUCACGAAAAUGCAUCCACCGUGCCCCCAGCUCCCACAGGCAGGGCCUACACGAGCCCACUCGUUGAUAUGUUCAACAAUCCUGCCACAGCUCCCAAAGCACCUUCUGAGAAACUAAAUCAUUCAGCAGAGAAUUCAGAUGAUGCCAGUUUAUCACGUUCAACUUCUGUUGCCACGGGACUAAAUAUAAUGAAAAGGCAAAAAGUGAAGACAAUCUUCCCACAUACUGCUGGAAGCAACAAGACAUUGCUCAGCUUUUCCCAGGGGGAUAUCAUCACACUGCUGGUAGCUGAGGAAAAGGAUGGCUGGCUCUAUGGGGAGCAUGACACAAACAGAGCAAAAGGAUGGUUUCCAUCGUCGUACACGAGACCACUAGAAGAAUUAGAAGACAAAGCCUUUGCCCCUGUGCCAAGCCCUGCACCAAUCCGAAGUGUUAGUUCUGUGAAUCUUGUGGAGAAAGGUGAAGUUGUCCUCCCACCACCAGACUACCUGGGGGCUUCACAGGCGGAGUCUGCCAAAGGUCCUGCUCCUAAAACACCGACGGACAGAGCGGAGCCGGCAGGGCCGAAACCCAACAUGAAUGGCAUUACAAAACCACCUUUUCUAAGUGGAGAAAAUCCCUUUGCAACGGUGAAGCUCAGACCAACAGUAACAAACGACAGAUCAGCACCGAUUAUCCGGUGAACACACGGCCCAGACACACGACCUUCUUCCUUACCAACACACCAGUUCAGUAAUGACAAUUACUAUCUCAACUUCUAAAAAAAUUAUUUAAAUGUAAUUACUGUACAAUAUUGGCAUACUGGAAUGGAGCUCUGAUGUUUUGUUAAAACCUUUGCUUUCUAAUGAGGUAAUUGCUUUGGGCUAGUGUUUGAGCACCUGGGCUGAUUUUACAGUAUGCCUUUUUUUGUAGUAGGAUUUGUGAAAAUGCUGGAGAUAGUUUGGAUGUUCUAGUGAAUCAGUGUAAGUAAUAGCUCACAGAUCUGAAUCUUUGGCAUUCAUUAUUUGGAAGCUGCAAUGGUAAGUUCUAGAAUAUAAGCCUGCAUAUGCCACCUACUAAAGAAGAUAACAGUGAUUUUAUUUUUUUUUUUCAAACAGAACAAUGUAACAACUGCCUUAUUCCAGAAUAGAGAAUCACCUGUAUAAAUGAUUAUACAUUAUUUUGUGUAAGAAAGAUACCUUAGGUUAUAAAUAAAUAUUUAUCCUUUAAGAAUA
Molecule: messenger RNA, 2147 nt
Organism: Pipra filicauda (Wire-tailed manakin)
Lineage: Eukaryota; Metazoa; Chordata; Aves; Passeriformes; Pipridae
Gene: BAIAP2L1
Product: BAR/IMD domain containing adaptor protein 2 like 1
Exons: 14
Coding region: 105-1616 (503 amino acids)
Biological process (GO): actin crosslink formation; plasma membrane organization; actin filament bundle assembly
Cellular component (GO): nucleoplasm; cytosol
Molecular function (GO): protein binding
Source: RefSeq, a predicted model, not a curated record